AUGUGCAGCGCCCUCUCAGACUUGCGAGAGUUCGAAACAGGUCGGGGCGGCGCCAGGGACAGUCAGCGUCUACAGCCGACGUGUACUCAGCAAGUAAACAUCAUGGGCAACGCCAGCAGCGCCAGAGCCAUGACGGAGCUGGCCGUUACUGCGCGCCCUAACGACCCAUCUCUGCUGGAAGUUAUCGCAAUAUUCUGGAUAACGGAGGCAUUUAAAUAUGAUUUGGAAGAACAGAGGGUUGCGGCCAUGGAUACAAACGAAGAUACAGUGAGCACUUGCGAAGAAAUUAGUCAAGAUGUCGAUCAUCAAACAACGCAAGGCAACUACCUACCACGCACACUUGUGCUGCCAGCACCACCGAUAUGGGUUGGAAGAGCACCACCGAUAUGGGUUGGAAGAGCACCACCGAUAUGGGUUGGAAGAGCACCACCGAUAUGGGUUGGAAGAGCACCACCGAUAUGGGUUGGAAGAGCACCACCGAUAUGGGUUGGAAGAGCACCACCGAUAUGGGUUGGAAGAGCACCACCGAUAUGGGUUGGAAGAGCACCACCGAUAUGGGUUGGAAGAGCACCACCGAUAUGGGUUGGAAGAGCACCACCGAUAUGGGUUGGAAGAGCACCACCGAUAUGGGUUGGAAGAGCACCACCGAUAUGGGUUGGAAGAGCACCACCGAUAUGGGUUGGAAGAGCACCACCGAUAUGGGUUGGAAGAGCACCACCGAUAUGGGUUGGAAGAGCACCACCGAUAUGGGUUGGAAGAGCACCACCGAUAUGGGUUGGAAGAGCACCACCGAUAUGGGUUGGAAGAGCACCACCGAUAUGGGUUGGAAGAGCACCACCGAUAUGGGUUGGAAGAGCACCACCGAUAUGGGUUGGAAGAGCACCACCGAUAUGGGUUGGAAGAGCACCACCGAUAUGGGUUGGAAGAGCACCACCGAUAUGGGUUGGAAGAGCACCACCGAUAUGGGUUGGAAGAGCACCACCGAUAUGGGUUGGAAGAGCACCACCGAUAUGGGUUGGAAGAGCACCACCGAUAUGGGUUGGAAGAGCACCACCGAUAUGGGUUGGAAGAGCACCACCGAUAUGGGUUGGAAGAGCACCACCGAUAUGGGUUGGAAGAGCACCACCGAUAUGGGUUGGAAGAGCACCACCGAUAUGGGUUGGAAGAGCACCACCGAUAUGGGUUGGAAGAGCACCACCGAUAUGGGUUGGAAGAGCACCACCGAUAUGGGUUGGAAGAGCACCACCGAUAUGGGUUGGAAGAGCACCACCGAUAUGGGUUGGAAGAGCACCACCGAUAUGGGUUGGAAGAGCACCACCGAUAUGGGUUGGAAGAGCACCACCGAUAUGGGUUGGAAGAGCACCACCGAUAUGGGUUGGAAGAGCACCACCGAUAUGGGUUGGAAGAGCACCACCGAUAUGGGUUGGAAGAGCACCACCGAUAUGGGUUGGAAGAGCACCACCGAUAUGGGUUGGAAGAGCACCACCGAUAUGGGUUGGAAGAGCACCACCGAUAUGGGUUGGAAGAGCACCACCGAUAUGGGUUGGAAGAGCACCACCGAUAUGGGUUGGAAGAGCACCACCGAUAUGGGUUGGAAGAGCACCACCGAUAUGGGUUGGAAGAGCACCACCGAUAUGGGUUGGAAGAGCACCACCGAUAUGGGUUGGAAGAGCACCACCGAUAUGGGUUGGAAGAGCACCACCGAUAUGGGUUGGAAGAGCACCACCGAUAUGGGUUGGAAGAGCACCACCGAUAUGGGUUGGAAGAGCACCACCGAUAUGGGUUGGAAGAGCACCACCGAUAUGGGUUGGAAGAGCACCACCGAUAUGGGUUGGAAGAGCACCACCGAUAUGGGUUGGAAGAGCACCACCGAUAUGGGUUGGAAGAGCACCACCGAUAUGGGUUGGAAGAGCACCACCGAUAUGGGUUGGAAGAGCACCACCGAUAUGGGUUGGAAGAGCACCACCGAUAUGGGUUGGAAGAGCACCACCGAUAUGGGUUGGAAGAGCACCACCGAUAUGGGUUGGAAGAGCACCACCGAUAUGGGUUGGAAGAGCACCACCGAUAUGGGUUGGAAGAGCACCACCGAUAUGGGUUGGAAGAGCACCACCGAUAUGGGUUGGAAGAGCACCACCGAUAUGGGUGACCAACGAACUCACGGCGACGUGCUGUUGCUUCUGGCUGAAUUUCUACACGAGCGACACCUUCGAACAUUUGUCUCAUCUCACCCAACAGCUGGCUCUACUGGGUAGUCAGACGUGUCUGCUCGUCUUUGAUUUCUAA
Molecule: messenger RNA, 2283 nt
Organism: Schistocerca americana (American grasshopper)
Lineage: Eukaryota; Metazoa; Arthropoda; Insecta; Orthoptera; Acrididae
Product: G protein-regulated inducer of neurite outgrowth 1-like
Exons: 4
Coding region: 1-2283 (760 amino acids)
Source: RefSeq, a predicted model, not a curated record